ACCGGAAGUGACGACGCCUCACAGGAUGAUACGCUCUGGGAAUGUUGAUGUUUUCCUGUGAGUCUGACUGAGUUCCAGAUGGAAUCCUUGAGGAGACGACUUGUUGUGUUCGUGAGGCCAACCACUCUGUUUCUUCAAAGUACGGAUACGUGCGGGCUGGAACCUUGGGGAAAGAAAGGAACAGGACGGAACCAAAGUUUUUCUGCUGGGAACACGGCUGCAGACUUUGAAAUUUGAGAGGGAGGACACGAGAGAGCGAGCGCUUAUCCCUGAUUGGUUCUUGGGUGUUGUCAAGGCUUUACGCAGGUUCUUCAAUUGGUUGGUAUUCGCAAUUGUCACCGCCGCGACAAUUUUUUGCCCACGUACUUCCGAACAAGAGGCAGGGCUGUGUUCUGUUACGCCUGCGCACGGCCUGGGCGGCCCCACCCGGUAGUUCAAGAACCUGUGAAGGGGCGGGGCGAAGAGGUACUUGUUUUGGUUGUGUUUCCUUUGAAGCUGAAUCCCGGAACAAGGUAGCAAUAAGCUUGGCUGGACUUGGAGAAAAGGCUACGACAAAUUCGUCUUUGUACCAUCCUAUUGGACUUCACAUCCGGGAUCUCCUCCGGGCGUGACCUGCGUACUGCCUACCGUUCUCGAACCGGUGUCCUGAUCCCUUUAUACAGGCCUUGCUGUUCCCAUCGUGCUUCGCGCACAACAGUAGCCCCCUCAUCCGGGUUCUCUCCCGGCGUUCUCAGCGUUUCGUUUGCUGUGGGGUACUUGCCCGUGCCGCCAUGCGGGGGCAGUCCGGAGCGUGAAGAGGUCGGAGCAGGCUACAACAGUGAAGACGAAUAUGAAGCUGCGGCAGCACGAAUCGAAGCCAUGGAUCCUGCCACUGUAGAGCAGCAGGAACACUGGUUUGAAAAGGCCUUACGGGACAAGAAAGGCUUCAUAAUCAAGCAGAUGAAGGAGGAUGGUGCUUGUCUAUUCCGGGCUGUAGCUGACCAGGUGUAUGGAGACCAGGAUAUGCACGAGGUUGUGCGAAAGCAUUGCAUGGACUAUCUGAUGAAGAAUGCUGACUACUUCUCCAACUAUGUCACCGAAGAUUUCACCACGUAUAUCAAUAGGAAGAGGAAAAACAACUGCCAUGGUAACCACAUUGAGAUGCAGGCUAUGGCAGAGAUGUACAACCGUCCUGUGGAGGUGUAUCAAUACAGCACAGAACCUAUCAACACAUUCCAUGGAAUUCACCAAAAUGAAGAUGAACCCAUCCGUGUCAGCUACCACCGGAAUAUCCACUAUAAUUCAGUGGUGAAUCCUAACAAGGCCACUAUUGGUGUGGGGCUGGGCCUGCCAUCAUUUAAACCAGGGUUUGCAGAGCAGUCCCUGAUGAAAAAUGCUAUAAAGACAUCAGAGGAAUCAUGGAUUGAACAACAAAUGUUGGAAGACAAGAAACGAGCUACAGACUGGGAGGCCACAAAUGAGGCCAUAGAGGAGCAGGUGGCUCGAGAAUCCUACCUACAGUGGCUGAGGGAUCAGGAGAAACAGGCCCGCCAGGUCCGGGGACCCAGCCAGCCCCGGAAAGCCAGUGCCACAUGCAGUUCAGCCACAGCAGCAGCCUCCAGUGGCCUGGAGGAAUGGACUAGUCGGUCUCCACGGCAACGAAGUUCAGCCUCGUCACCUGAGCACCCUGAACUGCAUGCUGAGCUAGGCAUUAAGCCCCCUUCCCCAGGCACUGUGUUAGCUCUUGCCAAACCUCCUUCACCCUGUGCACCAGGUACAAGCAGUCAGUUUUCGCCAGGGGCUGAUCGGGCCACCUCUCCUCUUGUGUCCCUCUACCCUGCUCUGGAGUGCCGGGCCCUCAUCCAGCAGAUGUCCCCCUCUGCCUUUGCAGGUCUGAAUGAUUGGGAUGAUGAUGAGAUCCUAGCAUCGGUGCUGGCAGUAUCCCAACAGGAAUACUUAGACAGUAUGAAGAAAAACAAAGUGCACAGAGAUCCACCCCCAGACAAAAGUUGAUGGAGACCCAGGGACUGGACAGCAUCCCUCGACCCCCACUCCUGCCCUUGAUGCCACCCAACCUUCUUUGGCUUUCUUCCCUCUUGGCUUCCUUCCUUUGUUUCCUAUUUUCCUUCUUUUCCACUUCCCUCUGGCUGGCCCACCCUUGCGCUCCAUCCAUCUCAUCCCUGCCACCAUCUGCCAGCUGAUGUGCCCUGUUGCCCCCUGCACAGCACCGUCUCAGCAUUCCACAGGGGACUCUGGAAAGGGUGCCGAAGGUAGGCGAGAGGCACACAGAGAUGGACCAUCUGGCAGCCCCAGAAGAGAGAUACUCAGACAAAGGAAGUCUACUGUUUAGCCUUCCUUACAGAUCAAUUAAACUUGUUAACCCCUCCCCUGACAGGAAAGGUGGAAGGGGAAAUUUUUCCUUCCUAAUAACCCAAGAAUCUGAGCCUUCCAUGUUAGAUUUUUCUUUAUUAAGACGUACUUUCAUCAUUUAAAAUCAACAAAUCGAAAACCAUGUCCUUGGCAACACUGACUCUCUGAGGAUGGCAUCUCCGUUUGGAGACCUGCAAGCUGGCCAUGGGGCAUGGUGGGCAGACAAAGAGAUGGAUUUCUACUGCCUUCUGACCUCCAACUCCUUGGAAGGGAAGAGGAUAUGAGCCAGAGGGAGGUGACAGGGGUUGCAGGUGGCAGACUGGCUUUGGACAAUGAGACCCUGACCUUGCUGCAUUCCUUUUGCUUCCACCACCACUAGUCUUUUUGGAAUCUUGAGGUGGAGGUAUCUUUGAAGAUCAUGGCCGCUACCCAAGAUUUGAGUUUAGGGAGUGGGAGCAGCCUUGGCAGAUGGGGCACCUGUGCCCUGCAGGUGUUGACAAGAUCCACCAUCUGUAAUGUCCUUGGCACAAUAAAACCAAAUGUCAGUUUCCCUGAGCAACUCUGUUCUGUGUGGGGCAGGGGUGGCUUGGCCUCUGGGAAGCAUGGAGUUUGGUUUGACCUGAGGUCUACUUGUUCUCCAGUAGGUGCUGUCUGUAGGUUGGGUUCAUCUUUGAUCUGUUUAUUAAAUGCACUUCUUGCUAGGUACAGUGUAGGUAGAGCCCAGGCGGUUGAAACUAACCUGAGCCACAUAACCAAGAUUCUUUUUCCUGGCAGAACCAGCAACAACAAAACUCUUCUAGGUGGAUCUAUGAGUUUCAGGCCAGCCUGAUCUACAUAGUAGAGUUGCAGGCCAGCCAGGCUACACAAUAAGACACUUUUCUCAAAAACCAUAGCAAACUUUUUCAGUAUUAAAUCUUUGCAGUUCCUACUCCCACCUACCAUAUUUUCCAAAUGGGAGCCUGAGAAUAAUUAAGGACUGUGUUUGAGCUGAAGACCAUGACUGAAUUUUGUUUGAAUUUCCACCCUCAACCUUAAUGUUCAUUUUUGUGAUAAUCUGAUGAAGAAAUAAACAAUUGAUAAUUAGCUACAAGAGUUUAGUGGCAGUGACCAGAGGUGACCCCUGCCUGACUGGGUUUUAGAAGCUGGAGAAUGAAAAGGCUAAAUCCUUUUUUUGUUGUUUCCAAAUUAUGUUGACAGCUCUGUUCAUCCCUCCUAGAGUUUUUAAAGCCCUGAUUGAGAAGGCUGGCUGACCCUCAGAUUUUCUCAAAACAGUGUUCCCCGCACCAUGCCUCAGUGGGGGUCCCACAGAUGAGGGUGUGAUUUGCCCAGUGGGUGGCUGCAGGGUAUCUGAAAUAAAUGGUCAAGCAUGAGCACGCCAAGAGGGUUGAUUUUAAAAUCUGCAUUUUCUAGCUGUGUGGCUUUGGGCUCUCUUUGAGUUUAAAGUGCCCCAUCUGCAACUGCAGGGGUGAUUUAAUGUCUGCUACCUCAUGCUCUCUGAUUUGUGAGUAUUGACAGAGAAUGUGUAUGGUCAAUAAUGUACUACUAGGAACAGUACCUGGUACAUUCUUAGAGCACAAAUGUUGGGGUUAUUACCAGACUUAGGGGUGGGGGUAUUAUCGUAUUUUGUAAGUUUGUACCAUUUGGCCUCAGCCUGCCUCUUGCUACUCCUGGCUUUUACUUGCAAUUUGCCCUAACCCUAUCUUCAGCUACCAACCUUAUUUGUCUUUUAAGACAGAGGGAUCACCUGAGAAAAGCCUGCGUGAUCCCAUUCACAUUCUCACUUCUGUCUACAACUAUCCCCAAUAACUGUACUACAAAUAAACUUCUGGGCUGGG
Cricetulus griseus (Chinese hamster) is the source of this 4184-nucleotide messenger RNA. The record is from RefSeq and is a predicted model, not a curated record. NCBI's taxonomy places the organism in Eukaryota, Metazoa, Chordata, Mammalia, Rodentia, Cricetidae.